UGUUAAGCUGAAUUCAGGCCCCGCCCUCCUCUGACUGAGUAUAGGGAGAGGGUCUCCCAACCUGGAGACAGGUGAAGAUAAUUAAAGGAUCAGUUGGGAGAUGUUCACUCACUAAGCAACAAUGAGCACUAUGAGGGUGCCUGGGUGAAUGCACUGCAGGAAAGUUUGUUCCAAGGAGAAGGAGCCGGUGAGCCACAAAUUAUUUGAAUAUUUAGACUGAAAUGUUAAAACAUUGAGAAAAAAUAUAUAUAAAUAAAUAAAAAAGAAAAAGAAGAAAAAAAGAGGAAUCAUUUAAAAUGUAUUUGAGAAAGUAAAUGAACACUAGAAUGUUAAAAUGUAUCACUGAAUAAUUCUUUGAAUAUGUUUGAUUUUGGGUUUAAAUCUUAUAUUUUGUUUCAGGAACAAUUUUGUUUAAAGAAUGUUAAUCAUUGUGUUUUCUGUUUAUAUUUAAAGGUUUUUCACCUACUACUACUACUAAUACUGCUACUACUAUUGUUGAUUGAACUUUCAAAUAAAAGACAAAAAAGGAAAGAAUCAACUUUGGUGUGAUGAGUGAAAUCCUGUGAGAUCUCUGGAAGCAAACUGCCUUUUCAAGUGGGGGAAACCUGCAGUUAAAAUACCAAAAACAAAGUGUGAACCACUUGACAGUGAAAAACCGGCCAGAAGAUUGGCAGAGUCAGGAACCCUAUUGAAACUCAAAAUGGCUGACUCAGAGUCUCAAGAGCAGCUGAAGAGAAACAGGACAUCUGCUAAACGGCUAUUUUCCCGGCUGGCCAACAACAUUGUUCGAAUGCAUGCCAUAAUGUCAGAAGAGGAGCUCAAAGACAGUUUCAAGGAACUAAUAAUUGAGUCUAAUAAAGUUAUGGAAGCAAAUGAAGAUGUGGAAGCUCAGUAUCUUGUAGAUAGAGACUUGCAAGAAGACUCUGAAGAAGAUUCAAAGUUAAAUGAGCAGCAAAGGGCUGACAUUGAUAAAACUGCAAGUGAAUGUGAAAUGAAACUGAAGGAGCUUAAAAAUCUGAUCCAGAAGACUCUUUGGGAAAACUUUGGAGAAGAGGAACUGACAAUGGCAGUUAAAGCUGCAGAGGAAAAAGUAGAGAGUGUAAUGUCUUUUGACUCUGGAGGAAAUAAAGAGGCUUUUGACUUCAUGUUUGACUGCAUGGAAAGAUUGGUGAAGAAGACAAAAGAGUUGUACACACAGUGGAAGUGCUGGGCCCCUCCAGCUGAGCAAAAAGAAUUUCACCUGCGUGUAAGAGAGCUUGAACAGAUGGUUCCAAAGUUAAUGUCCAGAAAGGCAGAGUUUAUAGAAGCCAAGGCUAAAGAAAGUGCUGGAAAAACUUUAAGUACGUCUUCCAUCAGCUACCCAACAUCAGUUAUCAAAUUGAAGCCAACCUCACUCCCCAAAUUUACUGGCGUCAGGCGCGAUUUUCAUCGCUGGAGAAGAGAUUGGGAGGCUCUUCAGAGUCAAGGAGAACCCACGGGGUCAAAAGAAGUGAAAAAGUUUCAGCUCAUUGACAGUUUAGAUGAAAAAAUAAUAAGAGACCUUCGACUGGUAACCUACAAAACAGCAGAUGACAUUUUUCGUGUACUAGAAAACAGGUUUGGAUGCCAAUCAGCUAUUGCUAUUGAAAUAAUUGAAGAGCUUCAGAGACUUCCUCCUGUCAAAAGUCACCAGCCUAAGAAAAUUGUUGAACUGAUCCAAACUAUUGAAAAAGCCCUUGAUGACCUCAAUGACCUUGGUGACAGUGGCGCUUUAAAAAAUCCUCUUGUGACAAAGUCAAUUGAGAGCAAACUCCCUGAUGGGUUGAAGAAAGAAUGGCUUCUCUAUGCUGCAGAGAGAAGUACUAAAUCAGAGAAGCGCUUUGAAGAUCUUCUGGACUUCCUCAAGAGUCAGGAAAGCAUCUAUGAACAGCUUGACCAACUAAAGAAUGAGGAUCCAGUGAGGAAGGAAUCUCGACCAGAGCAGAGGCAAGCAAGGACUAGAAUCGCAAACCAAGCAAGUAGCCCUCCCUCAGGGUGUGUAGUCUGUGGGGAUUUCAGGCACAGGAAAAAGCUCUAUUUCUGUAAGAAAUUCUGUGCACUUAAUCUUGCAGAGAAGAAGGAUGCAGUACGGAAAAUGGGAGCAUGUUGGAGAUGUCUGGACAUCCACAAUCCUGGUGAUUACUGCAAAACUUUUUUCUUGUGCAAAAAUUCUGAGUGUGAGAAAAGGAGGGACACGGACCAUCACUAUCAUCUGUGUCCAAAUGCUGAAACAUCUAGAGGCAGCACAACUCAAAGGAGAAGCAGAAGUGGAACAGUGGGAGGUAGAAAUACAAGAAAUUACACUGAAGCCCAAGAAGAAUUUGUGAAAAAACUCCCACCAGAACUAGCCCAACAAUGUCAGAAUGUAUUUUGUAACACAACGUCAAGGGUUUCCCAUGUUGCAAAAAGUCACUCAAGUCUUCUAACAGAGAAUGGGCUAACAGAGUGGCCUGUCUUAAUGAUGAUUCUGGAAGUCACAGCUAAUGAUGGACAAAAAAUCGGGACCCUGAUUGAUCUAGCUUCUGACACAAAUUAUAUCACUCAUGAGGCAGCAGGCCGACUAAAUCUCAGGAGUGAAGACAUCACGCUUGUGGUUCAUGGUGUAGGAGGCAUGAAAGUCUUUGUCAAAACAAAGCGAUACCUCCUGAAAAUCCGUGUCCGCAGCUCAAGAGGCACUUUCAAGUCUCACCAGCUUGUUUGUUAUGGCCUAGACAGUAUUGCUGACAUACAAAAACAUGUGUCUCCAAAGAAGCUGCAAAAGUUCUUUCCAGGCAUUCCACUCAGUGAACUAGUAAGACCAAAAGAGAUCCAUCUCCUUGUAAGCCACAAAGAGGGCCAGCUAGCUCCACAGAAAAUAUGCACCAUUGGAGAUCUUGUGCUGUGGGAUGGACCAAUGGGAAAAACAGUUGCUGGCACCCAUCCUGAGCUCUUUGAAGAGGUCACAAUGACAGCCCACACAUCACGAACACACUUCGCAAGAUCUAUGAGAACUGCUGCUGUGAGGUAUGAAGAACAUGUUUGUGUAGUGCCAAGUACACAGAGCCAACAGCCUUUGACUGCCAUUAAACCUCACAAAUCAAAUUGUGUAGCUUCUACUUCCAGGUUUCUAGAGUGGUGGAAAUGGGACAGCAUCGGUGCUGGUUGCAUCCCAAAAUGUGGAGGUUGCCGCUGUGGAAACUGCCAGCCAGGUGGCAAAGAGAUGACUCUCUCUGAAGAAAGGGAGCUGGAAGUGGUAAAAAGUGGACUAACAUAUGUCGUUUCAGAUGAACAUAGUGGGAAGCCUCAUUGGCAUGCCAGCUAUCCCUGGGUAGAAGAUCCAGCCACAUUACAUUGCAACAGGAGUGCAGUUGAAGCUACAUUCAUGAGGACUGAGAGGCAACUGGCUAAGGACCCAGAGUGGAAGGCCGCAUAUGCAGCUCAAAUUCAUGAGAUGGUUAAGCGGCGAGCUGCAAUGAAGUUGUCUAAAGACAUCUUGGAUACAUGGACUGGCCCAGUAUGGUACAUCAGUCACCUCAUUGCACCAAACCCACACUCUGUCACAACUCCAGUCAGGUUGGUCUGGAACAGCAGUCAAAAGUGUAGAGGGGUGAGUUUGAAUGAUCUUCUGCUGAAGGGCCCAGAUGUGUUAAAUUCAAUCAGAGCUGUACUUCUCAGAUUCCAAAGUGGAAGAUUUGCUGCCCUGGGAGACAUACGCAAGAUGUAUAAUUCAGUAUGGCUUGAAGACCGAGAGGUACACCUACAUAGGUUCCUGUGGCGUGACUCUGAGGAGGAGGAGCUGGGUGAGUUUGCAAUCACUAGAGUCAACAUUGGUGAUAAGCCAGCAGGAUGUAUUGCUCAACUUGCUUUAAGAGAGACAGCUAAACUCCCCCAGUUCAGCCAUUUUGUGGAGGAGCGGAGAGUAAUUGAAGAGCAUAGCUAUGUUGAUGAUCUUUUGACCUCUCAUAACAACUUGAACCAGCUCAAAAUUAUCACUGGAAAUGUGGAGCAGAUCCUGAAUGCAGGCGGGUUCGAGUUAAAACCAUGGGUCUUCUCUGGUCAAAGUGGAAACCAGCCUACUGAGAAACAAGAACGGGAGGCUGCUACAAAGAUGAUUCUGCCAAAUCAGCUUAAAGAGGAUGACAACAAAGCUCUUGGUCUUGGCUAUACAGUGGAAGAUGACAAGCUCCAUGUCAUGGUUGGAAUAAACUUCUCAAAGAGAAAAAGGAAAAUGAGACAAGGGAGAAAUCUUCAACUGGAAGAGGUGAGAGCCCAGACACCAAACCCACUAACACGUCGACAAUUACUCAGCCAAGUUUCUGCAUUAUAUGACCCAAUUGGUCUGACAACACCUGUUAAGCAGAAAGGGGCCAUUCUAGUCCGCAGAGCAUUUCAGGAAGCUAAGCUUAGAACUAUCAAAGACACUUGGGACCUUGCACUCUCAGAAAAGCUUAGAGCAGAUGCCAUUCAUCUCUUUGAAGAAUAUACCAAGCUGAACCAGGUUAAGUUUCCAAGAGCUUUGACACCAGUGGGUGCAUCUGCUGAGCCUGAUGCAAUUACCUUCUCUGAUGGCAGUGAGCAGGCUUAUGGUGCUGUCCUCUACCUGCGCUGGGCAUGUGAUCAAGGUCCUGUGGUACGGCUGGUAGAAUCUAAGGCUAAACUAACACCCUUAGACCACAAGGGGGAAGCUGUCAAGGCUGAGCUGUGUGGAGCAGUAUUUGCUGCCCGACUGAAGAGGAUUGGAGAAAUCCAAGAUAGUACACAACUUCAGGAUUGGCUGUGGAUCCCUGGUCCCCUGAACAUUGCUGAUAUCAUCACUCGUGGGUCUGGUUCAAAGGAUUUGGAGGAAGACUCUGCAUGGCAGCAAGGCCCAAACUUUCUCAGUCUACCAACUGGUAAGUGGCCAAUAAAGUCUCCAAAGGAUGUUUCAUUAACUGAAAGAGAAACCAUUGGAAAGAUGCAGAAAAAAUCGUUUGCUGCUGUACUUACAAGAGCACAGGCAAAGAAAGAACCACCAGAUCCAGAACCUCGGAGACCGCCCACCAAUACUGCAGUCAGGAACUUGGUGGAUGUACGACGCUUUAGCAAUUUGGGUUUGCUCCUCCGAGUGAUUGCCCAGGUCUGGCGGGCUGCAAAACGCUUUGUAGGUCAAAAGAGGAUCGUGAGAACCUCAAAGUGGGAAGCAGUGCCAUUAACUGGGGUCAUUACUGUAAUGGAGCGCCAGGAUGCUUUAAGAGAUCUUUUUCUUGCUGCACAGGACGGUGUCACCUUUCCAGCCACUACCAUGGACCGUUUGGUGGUUUACAAAGAGGAAGAAUCUGGGCUUCUGCUUUGUGGUGGGAGGAUCCAGGCUUUCAAUGAAGACAAGGUUGGUGUUCCUCUGUUACCAUACAAUGCCUGGGUCUCAAUGCUGUUGGUUUACGAAGCUCACAACAGAGGUCAUGAGGGAGUGGCUGCAACUCUUCUGAAGCUGAGAGAAAGCAAAUAUGAGCUUAUCAGGCAGGAUCAGCCGAUGCACUGCCAACGAGAGGCGGCACUGAGCCGCCAAGAGUGUAGCUGGAAGCAGAUCCAGGUCAAGGGAAAACAGAGCAGGCAGGAACAGUACAGGAAUCCAGCUCGAUCAGAGGUUCCGACCCAAACGGGAACAGAGGGAUUCUGGCUUCAGAGAAUGAAGGCAGGUUCAGAGACCCGUGCGUCCAGCAACAAGCUCAGACAGAAACACACAGGCAGAAUCCAGUAG
Molecule: messenger RNA, 5734 nt
Organism: Cyprinodon tularosa
Lineage: Eukaryota; Metazoa; Chordata; Actinopteri; Cyprinodontiformes; Cyprinodontidae
Exons: 4
Coding region: 701-5734 (1677 amino acids)
Source: RefSeq, a predicted model, not a curated record